Messenger RNA from Perca fluviatilis (European perch), 4627 nucleotides. Its product is annotated as sortilin-like. Gene Ontology annotation, cellular component: membrane; Golgi apparatus. Gene Ontology annotation, biological process: Golgi to endosome transport; vesicle organization; endocytosis. NCBI's taxonomy places the organism in Eukaryota, Metazoa, Chordata, Actinopteri, Perciformes, Percidae. Gene Ontology annotation, molecular function: protein binding. The transcript is spliced from 19 exons. Bases 26 to 2200 code for a protein of 724 amino acids. The record is from RefSeq and is a predicted model, not a curated record.
UUUUUUUCCUUUCAAAGUGAGGACCAUGGGUUCACUGUCGCUGGCCUGGGUGGGAGAUGGAUCCGGGGUGCUGCUGGUGUUGACAACAUUUCAGGUGCCGUCGUUCAUGAUGCGUUUCGGCCAGUCUAACCUCUACAGGAGUGAAGACUAUGGCAAGACGUUUAAAGAUGUGACUCACCUGAUCAACCACACCUUCAUCCAGAGUGAGUUUGGCAUCGCCAUCGGUCCCGACCACUCUGGCAAGGUGAUGCUCACUGCUGAUGUGUCAGAAAUCAGGAGGUUUAAACUGUUUCGCUCGCAGGACUUUGGCAUGACCUUUGUUCCAACCGACCUGCCGUUUGAGCCCCUCAUUCAGAUGCUGUACAACCCUGGAGACUGCAACGUACUGCUGACUCUCAGUAUCACGUUGGACCUGUGGCUGACUGAGGACUUUGGUGCCACCUGGAGGAAGAUCCAUGACAGUGUUUGUUUGGUCAGAUGGGGUCCAAAAGACAGUAUCUACUUUACAACAAACUACAAUGGCUCAUGCAAUGAUAAAGGAAUGUUGGAGUUAAGGAAGACAGCAGACUAUGGUCGAAGUUUCCAGACCAUCGCAACAAGAGUUUACUCCUUUGUACUGGGAGGGCGCUUUGUUUUUGCCUCCAUCAUGACUGGCACGGGUACAGAGCGUGUGAUCCACGUGUCAGUGGACGGAGGUGAGGUGUGGAACAUGGCUCAGCUUCCUCCAGUCAACCACGAGCAGUUCUACUCCAUAUUGGCAGCCAAUCAGGACAUGAUAUUCAUGCACGUGGACAACCCUGGAGACUCCGGUGCUGGAACCAUCUAUGUGUCAGAUGACAGAGGAGCCGUGUUCUCCAAGUCUCUGGAGCGCCAUCUUUACACGACCACAGGAAGCGACACUGACUUCACUGUCAUUACUUCACUCAGGGGUGUCUACAUGACCAGCGUACUAACACAGGAUGGUGCAGUGGAGACAGUGAUCACCUUUGACCAAGGAGCAAAAUGGCAGACGCUCCACAGACCACAGAACAGCCACUGUGACACUGAGACCUCUACCAACAGGCCUAACAGAUGCAGACUUCACAUUCACGCCUCCUACAGCACCACCAUGAAGAUGAACGUCCCCAUGCUGCCUCUUUCACAGCCCAGUGCUGUGGGCCUCAUUCUGGCUCAUGGCAGCGUCGGAGACGCAGAGUCAGCUCUGUCCCCUGAUGUGUACGUGUCUGAUGACGGGGGCUACUCGUGGCUGUUGGCUCUCAGGGGCCCCCAUCAUUAUGCUAUACUGGACUCUGGAGGGCUGCUGGUGGCUGUGGAGCACACCAACUCACCUGUCAACCAGAUCAAGUUUUCAACAGAUGAGGGGCAGUGCUGGCAUACAUAUAACUUCACCAGCGACCCCCUUCACUUCAGCGGUAUGGACAGUGAGCCCGGCUCUCGCUCCUUGAACGUCAGCUUGUGGGGCUACAGGACCGACUUCAGUAAAUGGGUUGUGAUCACCAUAGACUUCAGGAAGCUCCUCACCAGAGACUGUACUGAAGGGGACUAUGUACAGUGGCUGGCUCACUCUGCAGACCCCAGUGGAUCUAGUGAUGGCUGUGUGCUGGGCUAUAAAGAGACCUUCUUACGCCUGAGGAAAGACUCUGUCUGCUGGAAUGGGAGGGACUUUGCUGUCACCAAGAAGCUGUCCCCCUGUCCAUGUACAGUUGACGAUUAUCACUGUGACUUUGGAUAUUACCGGCCAGAGAAUAGCUCAGAGUGUGUGGAGCAGAAGGAGAUGAAGGGUCAUCCUCUGGAGUUCUGUUUAAAUGGGACCACCGAACAGCUACAGACCAGCGGCUACCGGAAGAUUCCAGGAGACCAUUGUGAGGGAGGUUUUCAGCCAGACAGGAAGGAGACGGACCUGAGGCGGAUGUGCACCAGCAACGCCCUUUAUCCAAAUUCUCUGACUGAAAACAGUUCACCGAACACAGCUGUCAUAGUGAUGGUUGUCAUAGCGAUCCUUCUGACAAGUGCUAUUGCAGGCGUUUGGCUGGUAAAGAAAUAUGUCUGCGGUGGACGGUUCCUUGUGCACCGAUACUCUGUUAUGAGAGAACAUGUUGAGGCUGUUAAAAUAGAAGGAGUCGAUGAUCUUGACACUCAUUACAUGGAGACAGGAAAAGCACAGUACAACGAAGAUUCAGAUCAGGACCUCUUAGAAUAAGGUGGACAUUACUCCUCACUCAAAGGCUCAUCAAGCCUAAAUCUAACUUUCAUGAUGCCUGGGAACUCCUGUUGCUCCCACAUGCCGAUUAACAUCUGCUUCUCACUUCUUGCUAUCCCCUGGUGGCUGGAGGACUCAGCAGCAACUUACAUUGCUUCAUGUACCAGUUGAGUCUCCCACAAAAAGGCGAACUGGUGGUUUUGGGAGGGGGACAAACCCAGUGCAGAACAGAAGAAAGUCUCUGGGGUUCCUGGAGAGCUUUUGUUGUUUCUGUCACAAAGAGUUCUCUGUUGUGCUCUGCAUGUUUCCUUUCAUGCUGACCUUAGAAAAGAUGGCCUUUCAUAUCGGGAUGAACUGCAAAAGCACAAUACAGAGGCUAGAUAUAGAGGCUUACAGAACAUUUUAUAUAAGAGUUAGGGAACAGUCAAACAGAACACAGAAAAUAAUAAUCAAUAUUUUAGCUCAGAGAUUAUGUCUGCUGUCAGUUAAGUAGUUUUUGUAUUCAGUAAUUUUAAACAUUAAGUUACAGUCCUGGUGGCCAUUUUAUCAAUAAUUUUGUCAGCUUCACCAGUCAUUAAAAUUAGGCUAGACUACUCAUUAUGAGUUACUUGUUAGUCACAAGUUCUUUAGAAAUGAGCACUUUUAAUUUUAAUAGCAGCUACUGAGAGCAGUAAUGCCUCCUCUAAUGUUACUGGUCACUAUUUCUGACUAGUGGUGUUUUUGUUUUUACCAUACACAGUAUACAAUAUGUUUUUUACUGGUAUAAUGGACCAGAAUAGUAAUGCAAGUAAUGAACUUUAGAUAUGAACCUUUGGAUGGAUUUUUUUUUAUAUAUAGCAAUAACUUUUUAAUAGUCUGAUUUUUUUCAUGCCACUUUCACUUUUAAAAGUAGGUAAUAUAGAAUCAAAUAUUUUAACAGUUAUAUACUAUUAUUCAUACAUACAGUAUGUCUACCUUUUUGUUUUCAUCAUUGUAAUUAUUAUUAAAUAGUUUAUAUUUAUAGAUGAGUCAAACUAAAUUGAAACUGUAACCAGAACAUAAAAAUAAGUACAAAUGCUUUGUAGAUGGUAAAAGCCACAUUAGUGACUACUAGUGCUUAUUUAGAAGAACUUGUAACUAUUAUCAGCCACCAGAUCAAUAAUGUCGGCUAACAAGAACAAUAAAAGAAGUCACUGAGAAAUAAAUGCUAGUCUUUCAUUUGUAGUGCCUAUUGAAACUUUUAAAAAGAAAUGUUAAAAGGGCCUGCCAUUGUUGUAAGAUAAAACUAUUUUUUAUACAGUGAAGCAAUACCAUCUACUCCCUUUGUAUGUGUGGUAAACAUGAAAGACUUGAAUUAUUGCCAAAGCACUUUUACUGUUUAGUUUUCUAAUUGUAGAGGUGAGGUUCUAUAGGUGAAACCUAACCUUAGCCCAGCAUUAUAUGAAGUAUAAUGCUAACCCAAACCCUUUACUUGAACUUUCAGAUUUUUUCCUUAACAGGGUGCACCAAUAUGUUGCUGUUGUUUAUUUUGUUUUUUUAUUAUUAUUUGGCUGAUAUUUUCCCUAUAUCAGCCAAUAGCAAUAUGCAUUUGUCUAAUGAGCUUAAUGCAGGUGCAGGCAUAAUCAUCAAGUAAUCAAAUGUUUUUAGAGACCAUGCUUGUUUCUGUUACUAAUAUAAAACAUUUUGUUUGUAAAGCUUAAUAUUAGCAGUACAAACAAUUAUCAGAAUUAUACUGUUUUUUUGUUUUUUUCCUCCUGAUGUUUUGGUGCAUCCCAAUUUAAUAAUCUCACAGAUGUUCAAAAAUAGCCACAAUAACAGAUCUAAUUUAUCAGAUUAAUGUGUCUGGUGGCCAUAACAACAAUACACUUAAUUAAGUUAAUUGAGUUACAUAUUUUUCCCAGUAGACACUUUACUCUGUUAUCUGAAUUAUUAAGACGAGAUGUUGGCUGGCUACCAUUUCUAUUAUCUGCAAUGUACAGUAAGAGCUGUAACUUUUGACGUGUGGGCUUAAGGCCAAUGCUUGUUUUCCAGCAGAGUCAAUAAUAUCCCAGCGAAUAAGCUAUUGUAAUAAGCUGGCCUAAAAUAGAGGCAUAUUCUCAAGGACUGUUGGGUGGACUUUGUCAGAUAUAAAAGCAAAUUCAUAUGCUUGAUGCAUCUUUAUAUACACAACUGUCAUUAAGAACAAACCCAGCUAUUUACUGGAUCCAUCGAUUUAUUUUUGCACUGCAUCUACAGAUCUGUGAAAAAGUUGCAUGUGCCACCUUUUACAUCUCAUUUUUGUAAAGGAUUGUGAAGGAUCUGAUUUUUGAUUUUCAUUCCAUCUUGUUUUCUUGACUGUUUGCUAGAAUAUCAGAGAUGAGUAUCUUUGAAUUAAACUAUUCUGUAGCACAAAUGUUUUAUAACAAUGUUUGCAUUUACUGAAUGAAAUAACACAACUCUUACAUCCGU